UAAUUGAGAUAGAGUCUUAAGAAAAUAAAAUAACAUUAAAAGAUUCUUAAUAAAAUAAAAAAGCAAAAUAAACCUUUUAAUUUAAUGAAAUUUUUAAUUCAAAUGUUUAGUAAGAUUAAAUAUGGGAAAAAACAACUUAGCAAUAUAUUUUAAAAGUAAUUUAAAUAUAAAAAUUAUUUAUAAAUUUUUUUUUUUAAGCUUAUUGAGGGACAUAAUUGCUGCAUUAUGUCUUAUGGAUAAACAAGUAGUGGAAAAACUUAUACUAUUUUCGGAGAAGAUGAUAGAUAUACGAUUUAAAAUAAAGCAGCAUAAAAACUAUCAUAAUUAAAUGAUAAAGGAUAUGAUAAAAGAGGGUUAGUUCCAAGAACUAUUGAAUAUUUAUUAAAAUAUAAAUAAUAAUAUGAGGAAAUAAAAGAAUUUACAAUAAAUUGUACUUUAGUAGAAGUAAAUUUAGAUAAAAUAAGAGAUUUAGGAAUAUUUUAUUUAUAUAAAAAAUAAGAAAAUAAUAAAUAAACUAGUAGUUCAAAUGUUUAAAACAUAAAUAAUAAUAUAUAAAAUGCAUUUAAUAAAAAUCUAUCUAUAUAAGAAAGUUCUAACGGUUAAGUAAUUAUAAAAGAUAUUUCAAUUGUUUAAAUAACUAAUAUGAACGAUUUAUAUGAUUUAUUAUAGUCAGCAAUUUUUACAAUAAAUUUAAUACAAAAAGAAAAAAAAAUAGAGAGCAACCAGUUUAUAAAUUCAACAAUACAAUUUGCCGAUUUAACAGGAAGUGAAAUAAUUAAUAUGGAUAUACGAGAUACAAAUAAAUUAGAAAAAAUACUGAAUAUUAAUACACAAUUAACUGUAUUAGGAAAAGUAUAUAUAAAAAUAAUAUAUAAAUAUAAAUUAACAAACAAACAAAAGUGUCUUUUGAAUAUUUCUUAAUAAUAAAACAUAAUUCCUCAUAAAGAAUCAUAAUUAACUAGAGUAUUAUAAAAUUGUUUAAAUUAAAAUGCGUAUAUAUGUUUGAUAAUUAAUAUAAAUCCAAAUAAAAAUAAUUACGAUGAAUGUUUAUCAAGUCUAUAGUUUGGAGAUAGAACAAAGGGAAAUAUUUAAAUUAAAUAUAAUAAUAAUAAUAAUGAUAAUAAUAUAAUAAAUUAAGAUGAUUUUUUAUUAUAAAGUAUGGGGACCAAUUAGGCUGAAAACGAUAAAUUAAUGAAAUCUUUGAAAGAUUAAAUAAAAGAUUUAGAAACAAAGAUAGAGUUCAUUAUGAGAGAAAAUAAAUCAAAAAUAUCAGAAAUAAACAAUAUUUUGGGUCUUGAUAUUGAUUUAGAUAAAGUCCUUUAAAGGUCAUCUUAGAAAGAUCUUUAGUAGUUUAAAUUAUAAAGAGAAGCAAUUACUAAACUUGAGAAUAUAUAAAAAAUAAAUAAAAGCUUAGAAAAAAAAUUAGAAAAAUAUACUAAAAAAAUGGAAGACGAAAAACGUGAGUUGACUUUAAAAAAUGAAAAAUAACAAAUUUAUUUAAAUCAAUUGAAAGAAUAAUAUAAAAAAUUAAAAGAAGAUUUAAUUUAGAAUAAAGAAAGUGAAUAAGAGUAAUUAAAGAAUACCUUUUAAGAAAGAUAAAAUAAAGUUAAUAGUAUUAUUGAGAAAUCUAAUAAUGAUUUAAAUGAUAAAACUAGUGUUAUUUUUAAUUUAUAAUAGAAUUAUUAAAAUAUUGCAAAUGAGAAUUAAAAUAUGAAUGAAAUUAAAAGAAAUAUAAAGUUUGAAGUAGAUAAAGAUCUUAAAAAUAAAAUCGAUUUUUUAAAAUAUAAUUUUUAGAAACAAAUCGAUUAUUUAAAAUAAGAGUUUUCGAAUUUAUAUUAAAAUAAAAAAAAUUAAACUAGUUAAUAUAUUUAAUAAAUCUAUAAAUAUAAAGAUAAUAAAAAAUAAGAAAUAAAUUAAUUAAAUAUGGAAAUCCUUAAAUUAUAUAAUAUUUAUGAAACUUAAAGAAAUACAAUUUAAAAAUUAGAAGUAUAUAAUUAUUUUUUUAAAUUAUAUUUUUAUUUAUAUAAAAAGGACGGAUUUUAUACAAAUGGAAAACAUUCAUUUAAUAUUCCAUAAAGAGAUAAACCAAAUCAUCCAAAUCGAUAAACAUAUAAAAUGUACAUAUUUAUAAUUUUAAUAAAAAUAUAAAUAUUAAAUAUUAGAUUAUUUGAAUUACUAGAUUAAAAAAUAUUCAAUAAUAAUAAAAAUAAUAAUGAAGAUAAACUAAAUAUAAUAUAAUAAGAUUAAGAUGAAUAAACAUUAGAAUAAAAUACAUAAAAAAUUGUUAAUAAAAUAUUCGGAAAUGAUAGUACUGAGAAAUACAAUAAAUCUAGAAAAUUUUAAUCAAAUACUUUACUUAGAGAAUCUGAUUUAAAAAAUCGAUUAAAUGAGUAUGAUAAAAUAAAAAGUUAAGUAGAUAUUAAAUAAAUUCUAAAAGAAAGAGAUGAUUUUAAAUGUUUAUAUAUGUAAGAAAUUCGUAAAAAUAAUAUUGUUUCUAGAGGUUCUACUGCCGGAUUGGUUGAUAAAAAAAAUGUUCAUCUUAGUCGUAUGUCUUUUACUAAUGGAUUUUCAAAAUGUUCUGAAUUUUUAAUUAGUUAAAUGAUUAAUAGUAAUAGACCUUAAACUAAUGUUAUGGAAUAAAGAUAAAAAAAUAAAUGA
Molecule: messenger RNA, 2658 nt
Organism: Ichthyophthirius multifiliis
Lineage: Eukaryota; Ciliophora; Oligohymenophorea; Hymenostomatida
Product: kinesin motor domain protein
Exons: 6
Biological process (GO): microtubule-based movement
Cellular component (GO): microtubule; kinesin complex
Molecular function (GO): microtubule binding; ATP hydrolysis activity; ATP binding
Source: RefSeq, a predicted model, not a curated record